Paramecium sonneborni is the source of this 3752-nucleotide messenger RNA. The record is from the annotation of a GenBank genome assembly. NCBI's taxonomy places the organism in Eukaryota, Ciliophora, Oligohymenophorea, Peniculida, Parameciidae.
AUGAGGUUCUUCUUUAUUUUCAAGGUCCCUCUCAUCAUUAGGAAAAAUUGGAUAUUAUUUUUAUAAUUUAUUAUCUUUGCAAGAUUUGUUUUUGGGGAAAGAAUCGUUUUAAUAUUUCUGAACAAAAUAAAGAGCUAGUUCAAACAACAUAUGAAAAUAAGUUGCUUUAUUUUUAAUUUCUUUCACUGUUAUAAAAAUGAUUGGGAUGAACGAGAAAAAGUGUUUUAAAAUUCUAGUGAUAAAACCUCUGAGCUGAUGGGCUUUCUGAUUUCAAAGAGAAUAAGGAGAGUGAUACUCUCUUUACUUGUCCACUUCCCUCCUGUUUUUUUUUCUCUUGUUUCGCCAGAAUAUUUUUUAUUUUUUUAAGCCUAAACCACCUGUAUCAACAAUGAAAAGAAUCCUUGUUACAAUGCUUUAUGUUUUUUUAAUAGCAAUAUGUCGAUCUCAACUAAUUUAUAGUAAUUUUUAUGGAUUUUUCACAUCAACGGCAUUUGGUAAGUUUUUACUAUUGAAUUAGAUUGGAAUUUAUACUCUACACAUAGUCACGGUAUCACUUUAACAACUUGUGAAUUAAAAAACUUAGUAAUCUUGAAUGAAUGUACAGGUUACAAUUAUAAUACUUUGAUAACCAAAACAUUUGAACUUCAAUUACAUAAUUUGAUCAUUUUAUCAUUUGAGUUCUAACAAUAAUUAAGUAGAAUAAACUCUUAUAAUAACGGGUACACAUUUUAUAUAUAUAUUGAUAACUAAAUUAUUCGUGUUAUUGAGACUUCUCAAUUUGGUCGAACAAACUCAUGUUCAUCAAUAGGAUCAUAUAGAGUAUUAAACAUAUAUGAAAAUAUUCCUCACUAGAGCACUUCGAUUUAAAUUACAAUGGUUUCUAGUAGUGGAAAUUGGGGUAUUUCAGAAUUUUAACUAAAAUCUGUUUGUUAAAAUUGCAUUUAAUAGAAUUAGAAAUUAAUUUAUCAAUCGCUUCAUAAAAAAUAGUUUUCUAUAGUAGCCUAAGAGGAUGGGUGGACAACUAACGGCGUAGUUUCUUUAGGAAUAUUUUAAUGUACAGGUAUUGAUAAUGUUUGUAUAUAGAUUUCAAUUAUUUAAAAUCAACAGGAAAUAAUUUAAUUAAAGAUUUUGUUUUGAAUGAUCAUUAAAAGAUUAGUUUUAAUUUGAAAGUUUUAGUAUUCAAUCUCAAACCAACUUUAAUAGAAAUCAAAAUUGAUAAUCAGAUAGUAUAAAAAAAAUAAGUAUUUCAAUUACAGCAAAUUAUAAUAAUUAAAACUCAUAUGUAACUUCUAAUUCGAUAUUAUGCAAUUCUUUCAUAAUCAUAACAGUAUAAAUAAAAGAUUUUAUACAUAAUAAUAACAUUCUUAGAAUUUAAGUGAUAACUCAAGUAAAUGGCUCUAGUUCUUGGUUUGGUAUUAGAGAUUUUUAAUUAUUUAUUUAAAGCAGGGAGUAUUUAUGUGAAGACUCUAACAUUUAGCCAUUUGAUGGGUGUUUCUCUAAUCAAUACGAUUGUAAUAUAGGUUGUAGUAGUUGUAUAAAAGGAUAAUGUUUGGAAUGCUCAGAUGGUUGGAUUUUUGAGACGUUAAAUAGCUGCAUUCCAAUUUGUGGUGAUUAAAAAUUAGUGUUAAAUGAAGUUUGUGAUGAUGGUAAUAAUGUUCCAUAUGAUGGUUGUCAUCACUGUUAAUUUUCUUGUCCUUAAAAUUGCUUCUUUUGUUAAUUUGGAAUAUGUUUAGAAUAUUUUUAAACAGAAAUAUUGAUUGAAAUAAACAAUAUCUUUGAUUUUAAUGGAUUAACCUAAUAUAAGCAAACUUUCCAAGAGAAAAAUUUCAAUUAAUAUAUUAUAAAUUUCCUUGAGUUUGGUUAUUACGAUAGUUUAAUAUCUUCAUUAAAUUAUAGUAAACUCGCAAUCUUCUAUCAAAAAUGCGACUAACAUGAGUAUGAGUUGUUAGAAUAAAAAUAAUUUCAUAAACAUUCAAAAAUUUUAAAUUGCUAAAAACAACUUCUUAAUAAAUGUAUUAGUUGUGACUUAUUUUUCUAAUUAAGUUUUAAUGAAUAAAAAUGCAUACCAUUAUGCGGCGAUGGAAUUACAAUACUUGAUCAGAUUUGCGAUGAUAAGAAUAAUAUACAAUUUGAUGGAUGUUAUAAAUGUGAGAAGAGUUGUUAAUUGGAAUGUUUAAGUUGCAUAGAGUCCAAAUGUUAUACUUGUCAGGAUGGUUGGGCUUUAUUGGAUGAUAGAUGUUAUGAAAAAUGUGGAGAUGGUUAAUUGGCCAUUACUUCAUCAGAACAAUGUGAUGAUGGUAACUAUUAACCUAAUGAUGGCUGUUAUAAUUGUUAAUUUGAAUGCGAUCAAAACUGUUUUUCAUGUGCAACAGUUGAUAUUUGUUUUAGAUGUCUAAAUUAUUUUGAAGUAUAAAAUGGUAAAUGUCAACCUAUAUGCGGUGAUCUCUAAGUUGUUCCAGGCUUGGAGGAGUGUGAGGAUGGCAAUUAAAUACCAUAUGAUGGUUGUUUCAAUUGUUAGUUAUCAUGCGAUUAAAAUUGCAAAAAGGAGAAAUGUGAGGAAGGGGGUAAAUGUAUUUAAUGUUAAAGUGGUUUUUACAUAAUUAAUGAUGGAUAGAGGUGUGAAGUUUUUCAAAAAUAAUAAAAAUGGAACUAUGAAGAAGAGGAUCAGUAGUAGAUUAUAAUACCUAAAUGUGGAGAUUAGAUAAGGGAAUCAGAAGAACAGUGUGAUGACGGAAAUUUAAAUAAUUUUGAUGGAUGCUCGGAAAAGUGUUUGAUUGAAGAAGGUUGGAAUUGUGAUGAGAAAAAAUCUAGCAUUUGCUAUAAAUAUCCAGUUAUUAAACUAUUAUAUCUUAAUGUAACAUAAGAUAAGCAAUAUGUAUAAUUAUCUUUUAGUAGAUAAGUAAGAUGGAAUGGCACAAAAUAAAAUUUUUCUGAUACUAUUAAUUUUGCUAUUUAAGGAUUAUAAGAUAAUGAAUUUGAUGUAAUAAUAAUUCCUGUAGUUGCAAUUUAAAAAGAUCUUUCGAAUAAUCCUAUUUAUGAAUUCGAAAUCAAAUUUAUUAAUUCUGUAAAAACAUAACCUAUUUUUGAAAUUUUCAUUAAUGAUCUCAUAGUUGAUGAAUAUGACUAUCCUUUGUUAGAGAAUAAAAAACAGAUCUCCCUUAAAAUACCAAAAACUUUAAGUGAUUCUUAAUUAGCUGUUGCAAAUAGCUUUUAAACUAUAGGCAAUUUUAUAAUGAUUGGAUUGGUAUGCAGUAGUGGUCUGAUGUUUUUGUUGGGGGAUUUAUCAUCUAGUUUUGAGAUUUUUGAUGCUCUUCAAUUUUAAUCUUAUUUAAGGUUUAUAAAUGUUGAAUUCCCUGACAAUCUUUAAAUAUAUUUUUCAUCAUCAGACUUUUUAACAGUACAACCUGUUUUAAUCAAUUUCAAAAUAAUUGAUGUUUUUGAUAUUCUAAUUGGGUAAAAGUAUUUGGCUAGUAUUGGAAAGCUUUCUCUUUACGAACUUAAUGCAGAUUUACUUACUAACAUUUAUGGAAUAAUUGCUUAAAUUGCUUUAUUUAUAUUCCUCUAUUUUGUAAUUCUUAUUUAUAGAAAGUUCUUUUAUAGCAAAUGUUUUACAUCUAAACAUAUUUAUUAUACUAGAUUAAGCAACUCUAAAAUUAUUGAAUAUCUAGUUAUCAAAUUCUAUAUUUUAAAUUAAAAUUUCUUAAGCUUAGAGCAACAAAUGGAUUCACAUAAUUAUUUUAGCAAAUAGUUGG